This is a messenger RNA of Phyllostomus discolor (pale spear-nosed bat), 1369 nucleotides long. It is a transcript of the gene PSPH, whose product is annotated as phosphoserine phosphatase. NCBI's taxonomy places the organism in Eukaryota, Metazoa, Chordata, Mammalia, Chiroptera, Phyllostomidae. The transcript is spliced from 6 exons. The record is from RefSeq and is a predicted model, not a curated record. Gene Ontology annotation, biological process: L-serine biosynthetic process; dephosphorylation. Gene Ontology annotation, molecular function: L-phosphoserine phosphatase activity; magnesium ion binding. Bases 310 to 987 code for a protein of 225 amino acids. Gene Ontology annotation, cellular component: cytoplasm.
GCGGGGCCACGGGCUUCUUCCCAGCCCGGCUCUGCAGUUCUCAGUUUAGGUAAGCACUUGCAAAGCAGACCAGAAAUCACCACACUUAGCAGCAGAUCUCAAAUGGUUGUUUGAUACAGAAAGGCUUUGCCGGUCUGCCUAGGUCACCUCCCUCGGAACUGCGAGCCUGAACGCGACUGAACGUCAGAGCCAGCCCUCAGCCCCUGCAACAGUCGGAAGGUUCCAGCCGCGGGAGUCCUGGAGGCGGCGGCGGCGGCCCAGGAAGCAGCAGCAGCAGCAGCAGCACCAGGGAGGAAUAUUCUCCUAAGGAUGGUCUCCCACUCAGAGCUGAGGAAAGUCUUCUGCUCGGCGGAUGCAGUCUGCUUUGAUGUCGACAGCACGGUCAUCAGAGAAGAAGGCAUCGAUGAGCUGGCCAAGAUCUGUGGAGUUGAGGACGCUGUGUCAGAAAUGACAAAGCGAGCCAUGGGUGGGGCGGUGCCUUUCAAGGCUGCCCUCACAGAGCGCCUAGCGCUGAUCCAGCCCUCCAGGGAACAGGUACAGAGGCUCAUCACAGAGCACCCUCCACACCUGACACCUGGCAUAAGGGAACUAGUAAGUCACCUACAAGAGAGAAAUGUUCAGGUUUUCCUAAUAUCUGGUGGCUUUCGGAGCAUUGUAGAACAUGUCGCUUCAAAACUUAAUAUCCCAUUGACCAAUGUAUUUGCCAAUAGGCUGAAAUUCUACUUUAAUGGUGAAUAUGCAGGUUUUGAUGAGAUGCAGCCAACAGCUGAAUCUGGUGGGAAAGGCAAAGUUAUUAAACUUUUAAAGGAAAAGUUUCAUUUUAAGAAAAUAAUCAUGAUUGGAGAUGGAGCCACAGACAUGGAAGCCUGUCCCCCUGCCGAUGCUUUCAUUGGAUUUGGAGGAAAUGUGAUCAGACAACAAGUAAAGGACAACGCAGAAUGGUACAUCACUGAUUUUGUAGAGCUUUUGGGAGAACUGGAAGAAUAAUCAAUUUUUAUAUAGUUCACAACUUUGUAUUUUUAAAAGUUAUGCAGUUUUGUACCGUUUGCUUAAAAUUGCCUAUUACAACUUAAUGGAUAAAUUUGGUACCGAUUAUCUGUACUUCCAAAUAAACUAUGAUUAGGGCUUUUAGAAAGUUGCUUUAAAAAAAACAAAACAAAACAGAACUAUAGUUCCAGUAUUAUGACCAUCAAUUACCUGGAGAGUUUUAUAAUCUGAAUUCAUUAUGUAUUUUCCUAUCUUUAUUUUAUUUGAAGCUUUUUUAAAGGUGGAGAGUAAAUUACCAUAAACACCUUCCCUAUUGAAAACAUGAUUAGGCGGUGAAUAUUAGUUUUCCCUUUGGUAUACAAAUAAAAGUUUAUCCGUAUAU